AUGGUGCAAGCACGGCAAACACAACAGAUUUCAGAAAGCCAGCACGUUUUGGAGGUUCAGAAGGCUCCAAUACCUGGAGAAAUUGCAGAACCUCCAGAGGCCCCAGAAGCUCAACUGGCUCAAAGUCUUCCAGAGGUCCGGCUUUCAUCGCAGGAGGUGGAACAAGUGCUGCAGCGACCUGAAACGACCACUGUUAUCACAGUCAAGAAGCCCACGGAGGGAGUGGGCUGCUCGGACAUCAAGCUGAACUUCGACGACCCAACCGAACCUCUGGCCAUUGUGAACAUAAUGGGAACUAAAGAAGUUGAAACGGUCCCGGUAGUGGAACCGGAGAAGAAAAAGGACGACCACCAAAAAAUCAAGCGAAAAGCUCGACUCAGGCGAGGAGAUAGAAGUUGGGGCAGACGGUCUAGAGAAAGAUCGAUGGCCUACAGUGAUGAAAACAGUGGUAGCAGCAGUGACAGCGGCGUCGUCAAUGAGGUCGGCCGUCUUGCCGAAAAGCUGUACCAUAGCAAGCUCUGCCACCACUCUAGCACACACGCCGUUCCAGACGACAGCAAUGGAAACUGCUGCAACGAAGCAAGUGACUCCGAAGACGCACGCCGUGGCUAUUCCUCUCGGUCCAAACGAAAGCGCAGGGGUCGAACUAUGAGGCAUGAAAGUCAUAGUUCCACUUUGCGCUGCUCAUCGUGCGGACACCAAGCGCAGGUCAGCUCCGACCUACACGAUGACGGCCUUGGAAAUUGUGAAGCGCGUGUGAGCUCUAUCCAUAAACAUGAUAAGCACCUUAUAUACAAGAGCGACGCUGGCCCUGGGAGUGGUAGCCCCGAACAAGGCAUUCCUCCCGCACUUCCCGCACUCCCUCCCGGCGAAGAACCCUCAAGUGUCGAAAGUCCUCAAAACAAUGGCAACAUCAACUUUGGCACACGGGAUUCCGGUCAAGGUCACAUCCCCUGUCAGAAUGGACCAAGUGGCUAUGCAGACGGACCUGCUGUGUACGCUUCCCUCCCGAGUCCCGAUCGAAGAGCCCGGUUCGGUGAGCCAAUCUAUAUUGACACUGACGGUAGACCGUUCACCUACACACGACAGUGUAUGCCUCGUCAAACUCCAUACCAUGGCGGUUUCUCGCCCCACCACGAAUUUUCUCCCUUUCAGCAAUCAUACAUCGCGCGGUAUCCAGACGGUGUUCCGAUACCACUUUCCCAAGAUAUGCCGCCACAUCCUUACCUGAUGCCUCACCAGAACUUCUUGCCGUAUAGUCAGUCGGCUUACCCGAUCCCACCGCCGCAUUGGCAAAUUCCUCAUACAUACUAUGACUCCCACCAAGCACCCAGCGGCUACUUCACAGGAAGCUAUCAUCAGCGGUACGGGACACGGACCUGCCCCGGACGCCCAAGUGGCAAGUCUCGGUCUCGCGAUCAAGACAUGAUGCAAGACAGCAGACAAAAUGGCAAGGAAAGGUGCGGUUCGAGUCAGUGGAAUGCUAACGGGAACCAAAGUAGCGGAUGGGGCAACGGCGACGAAGCAAAUGCAACUACUGGUGGUGGUAACGAAAGGAAUAUUGGGAAUGCCACUACUGAUGACGUUAAGGGGAGUGGAGGCGACAAUAAGACUGGUGGUAGUAGUGCUAAUGAUGCCUGGGGAGACGUUUUCGGGAAAGGGACGGGAAACUACAAUUGGGGUUGGGCUAUUAAUGACAACGAAGAUGACGGUGGAAACAGUACCAGCAAAGGUGUAGACAACCAAGACACCUUGCAGUCCAAUACUGGCAAUAUCGACAACGGUAACAACCAUUGGACCAACUGGGGCACUGGAAAUACCAGCACGGGAGAUUCAUGGACUGGCGGUGGUGACAGCACCGGAAAUGGUUGGGGCAAUGACGAGGCCAAAACUUCCCAUAGGGGUGGAAACAGGAAAAGAGGCGCGCAGCGAUCUAAUAAGAUCCAUCCCAGCAGCAAGCAUGGCAAGAAAAAGGUUUCUUGGGGGGAACACAGCGAAACCGUUGUCAACACAGACCACAAUGGUGACUGUUCCAACGCUGCUGACAACACGAACGCCGACUGUUGGGGUGACAGUGGGGGCAGUGAUUGGUGUGAAGAAACCCAUGGCGGCCACAAAACCAAUGAGACAAAUAACAAUGUCAGUUGGGGCGGCGAUGUGAACGAGAACUGGAGCAAUAGCUGGAGCAAUACCGGUGCCACGAAUGACACCUGGGACCAGUCUUCUAACAACAAUGACGGCGGUGGUUACAAGGACCCCUGGAUAGACCUCGACAGCGACACGAAUGAUGCUGGCGGCAACGACAACCAGAGAAACGACAACAAUGUUAACGAUUCGAAUUGGGCCCGGGAUUACAAUAAACCAGACACCAACAGCAGCCGCAACAAGGAUGAUUUCGAGCACGCCAACAAUGACUUACAGAAACCUGGCAGCGGUGAUGGGAGAAAGCGGCGAGACAGUGGUGCUGGACAUAAUAUUGAUGGCGCCCGCUUUCGCAACUGGACAGCAAAAGACCAAGCCCUUGCUUGCAGCCUGAACGCGCAACUCAAACCCAACCCCUUCACCGACCAAUGGUCCGCGCUGCAGCAAGUGUUUUUUGAAGAAACAGGCAAAUUUGUCACACGGGAGGAGCUUGCUUACCAUAUCGCAGGAAUAAAAGUUGGAAAUAAGGGGAGCCGAGUAGGAGGGAACGGGUGGGACAGAGAAUCUGAAGGGAACGAAGACAACAUUGGGGUAGGGGAUAAUAUCAAGUGGUAG
Molecule: messenger RNA, 2757 nt
Organism: Sporothrix schenckii 1099-18
Lineage: Eukaryota; Fungi; Ascomycota; Sordariomycetes; Ophiostomatales; Ophiostomataceae
Exons: 1
Coding region: 1-2757 (918 amino acids)
Source: RefSeq, a predicted model, not a curated record